AUGUCGUUCUCCCACCCUCGUCGAAGGACUCCGGUGACUCGCCCGGACAGCGACACCGACAAUGUCUUGUCCCUUAAGACCAACUCUACCCUCCGUAAGGGUGCGACCUUUCACUCUCCUACUUCAUCAUCAUCAACUUUGGACCUCACGUUUGUCCCUCCCACUCUCCCUAGAGCUCAGUCCCAUCUGGAUGAUGUCGUCGAUGCCAACCGUCGACGUGUGGCCUUGACUCUAAACGACAUCGACGAGGCUCUGGCUAAGACCAACGAGCUCUCUCUGUCGCCAAAGCCCAAGAUCAAGACUCUCCGAGACACCAGUCUCCCCAUUCCUCGCGGCUUCCUCGAGGGACCUAUCGUGGACCCCAAGAUGGUUAAGGAAGAGAGGCGUGUGUUACGCCCGCGCUCUGCUCGCCACUCGCGACAUCAUGAGUCUGACAGUGGUUUGGGUACGUCGGUGGCUACCACAAACGAGAAGCAGGGUGCAGUCACUUCCUCAAAGAAGGAGACAAAGGUGCAAACACGAUGCAUCACAAGAUCUGCUGCAGCUGCUGCGGAUAAGCUUCCAUCCCUGCAACCAAGAGCCGUCAACCGCAUUCACGAGCACACUUUGCGCCCUUUGUUGGCCAAGCCCACCCUGAAGGAGUUUGAGCCCAUUGUUCUUGACAUCCCAAGACGGAUUCAAUCAAAGGAAAUCAUUUGCUUGCGAGAUCUUGAGAAGACCUUGAUCUUUAUGGCACCGGAGAAGACCAAGUCAGCCGCCUUGUACCUGGAUUUCUGCCUUACGUCCGUCCGAUGCAUUCAAGCGACCGUCGAAUAUCUCAGCGACCGCGAACAAAUUCGACCAGCUGACCGGCCUUACACUAACGGAUACUUUCUCGACUUGAAGGACCAGAUUUUACAAUACGGAAAACAACUUGCCGCUAAGAACAGCGGUGACGAAAUGGAUAUCGACGCAUCUGACGAGAUCAAGCUGAUUGGUGGUCUUGCUGAGAACGGCCGCCCCGCUGAGCUCGUCCGCGUCCGCAAGGACGGUACUUAUAUCUCUCUGGAGACGGGUAAGCCUGUCGCAGUUGACGACGACUCACCCGUCGCGAUGAAGCGAUCCCUUAGCCAGCAGCUGGAGGAUGAGGAGGAGAUCCAGCGAUCCAUGGCUCGCCGUAAGAAGAACGCUUCUCCUGAGGAGCUGGCUCCCAAGAAGUGCCGUGAGCCCGGCUGCAACAAGGAGUUCAAGCGUCCUUGCGACCUCACCAAGCACGAGAAGACUCACUCUCGUCCCUGGAAGUGCCCUGUCCCGACUUGCAAGUACCACAACUACGGCUGGCCCACCGAAAAGGAAAUGGACCGCCACCACAACGACAAGCACUCUGACGCCCCUGCCAUGUACGAGUGCAUGUUUAAGCCUUGCCCUUAUAAGUCGAAGCGUGAAUCAAACUGCAAACAGCACAUGGAGAAGGCUCACGGCUGGACCUACGUACGAACCAAGACGAACGGCAAGAAGUUGCCUUCGAUCAACGGCAGCGUUCAGCAGCAAACUCCUCCUCUGGGUAACAUGUCAACACCAUCUUCAAUCGAAUACAACGGUGUGCCCACUCCUCCUCAAAAUGACGUGACCCAAUUCAUGGGCAAUGAUUUCCCUCUCUACCCCACCGAUUCUGACUGGAUGUCGAUCAACAAUAUCCCCGCUGAGACACUGCAUCUGGAUAUGGGUCUUGACUCGACUUCGCCUGCUUCAGCUAGUUCCUACGAGCAGUACGCGCCAUACCAGAACGGUUCAGCUUUCAUCAUUGCUGACGAGGAACUUUACGCCGCCCGCGUUCAGCUUCCAGCCCAGCUCCCUACCCCUGAGCAAGCCAUGAUGUACACCAACCCCAAGAUGAUGCAACAACUUCCCAUGUACCAGCAGGCCCCACACCAGAUGCCUGUUCAGGCCGCUGCACCUCACUUUUCACCAACCGGCCAGGAAACUGCCAUGCUAUACACUCCCAACUCACUAAGGGACGUCGAUGAGGGAUUCGACGACUCUUUUGGUGGAGAUGGUAUGGACGGAAUGGACUUUCCCCUUUUCCCCACUGAUAACGGCAUGGUAAAAACGAAUGAGUUCCAGCCGCUCUUUGGAGAAAUUCCCAGCGCCAACUUGGGCUUCUCUCAGGGAUCCCAGGAUCUCUUCCAGAUGGACUGGUCAAACGUUGAUUUCACGCAGAACCUCUCGGACUAG
This is a messenger RNA of Fusarium sp. VM40, 2214 nucleotides long. Lineage: Eukaryota; Fungi; Ascomycota; Sordariomycetes; Hypocreales; Nectriaceae. The record is from the annotation of a GenBank genome assembly.